This is a messenger RNA of Dentiscutata erythropus, 202 nucleotides long. NCBI's taxonomy places the organism in Eukaryota, Fungi, Glomeromycota, Glomeromycetes, Diversisporales, Gigasporaceae. The record is from the annotation of a GenBank genome assembly.
AUGACGGAUUUCGCUGGCGGGCUUGAUCGUAAAAAAUGCAAACUUGAGCAAGAGUUUGGUUCGACUGCUGCACAAGCAAGUUCUUGUUUGAUGAUUUUAUCACUUAUUGCCAUAAUUCUACCUGCUGUAUUCAUCCUUGCUAUCAACAACGGAAAUCUUAAUUCUAUCACUGGAAAUUUUAAUUCUUCGAAUGGAACUGAAA